Messenger RNA from Theileria annulata, 744 nucleotides. Its product is annotated as DNA binding protein, putative. Gene Ontology annotation, molecular function: nucleic acid binding; 3'-5' exonuclease activity. NCBI's taxonomy places the organism in Eukaryota, Apicomplexa, Aconoidasida, Piroplasmida, Theileriidae. The coding region runs from base 1 to 744 and encodes 247 amino acids. The record is from RefSeq and is a predicted model, not a curated record. The transcript is spliced from 4 exons. Gene Ontology annotation, biological process: nucleobase-containing compound metabolic process.
AUGAACCAUUAUCUCAUAAAGCUGGCUAUAUUAUUUAAAUUAUGUUACUCUUUCAUUCGUACGGGACAUUUAUUUAAAAGGGGUUAUAUUCCUCUAAUUCGUAAUAACCUCAACACAUUAGAUUCUUUGUCCAAGGAAUUACCCUCGGAGUAUGCUUCCUUUAAGGGUAAUAACGUAAUUAUAGACGAUUCAAACGUAGCAAACUACGAGACAUCCAUUGAUGACCUUCUUGACACCAAGUUACUUGGAUUCGAUUUGGAGUAUGUUCCAGACUACUAUUCUAACUUGGACUAUUCCUACAAGAGGUGUAAGCCAUCAAUAGUACAAAUUUGCGGAGAUUCUACAUGUUUUAUUUACCUAAUAUACAAAAUCGGAUAUAUUCCCAAUAAAGGUAUGUUUAUCACAUCAUUUAUAUUACAGGUAUCGCACGGAGCACCUUCCGAUAUGCGGCUUUUGUUUAAACAUUAUGGUACGAAGUGUACCAAUUUUGUCGACUUAAAGGAUCUCUGCAAAGACUAUAACAUAUACCCUGCAAGUUUGAAAAACGCGACUGAAUCAGUUUUAAAUUUAAAGUUGAACAAGAAACAGCAGUGCUCCAACUGGGAGGCUGAUAAGCUUGUUCCCGAUCAAAUUUCCUAUGCUUCAACUGAUGCUUGGGUGACCAGAGAGAUUUUUAUAAAACUCAAUCCCGCUAAAAUAAGCAAGAUUUUCUUGAAUAGUGAGGGCGAUAUAGAAAAACAAUAA